This is a messenger RNA of Galendromus occidentalis (western predatory mite), 3843 nucleotides long. RefSeq names its product nucleolar transcription factor 1. The transcript is spliced from 7 exons. NCBI's taxonomy places the organism in Eukaryota, Metazoa, Arthropoda, Arachnida, Mesostigmata, Phytoseiidae. The coding region runs from base 1 to 3843 and encodes 1280 amino acids. The record is from RefSeq and is a predicted model, not a curated record.
AUGGCCAAAGUUCGCCACAUGCCAGCGGCUUUCGCCAACCAGGCGAACGGUGGAUCACCGAGCACAACGUCCGCAUCCGCGUCAGGAUCCUCAGCGACGGCACAACAGAAGCCCUCACCUCAUCAAGGCCAGUUUUUUCGAAUCCCCAAGGUCUCUCCACCGAGCUCAAACGCACAGACAGGUGUGGGUGCCACGACACAGCCGUCGUUCGAAGACAUUCUCGGCAGCGGGGAUAACGUGAUGAGAUCCCCCAAGUCGAAUAAGCUCUCGAAGCAUCCCGAUAGCAAUCGGUCACCGAAAAAGGACGAUGGAGGCAAGACCCGCAACCACCAAGAGUCAGGCAGCAAGGAGAAAAAUCAAGAAUCAGGAGUCACAAUAACGAAACUAAGUGUCAGCAGCGGCGGCGGAGGCGACAAGGAUAACCGACCGGCUGCCCGAGCUGAUGAACGACGCGAAAAGGAAUCCUCUCACAACCACUACCAGCAUCGUGAGAAGCAGCCAGGUGAAAAAAGCCGCGAUCAUCAUAACGACAAAUCGUCAACACACUCGAGCCGCAUGGAUCGAGACAAAAAAGAGUACCUGAGCAAAGAGAAAGAAAACCACAGGAGUCAUCAUGCCGCAGAGAGAGACAGAAGCCGGGACGAGAGAGACGAGCGUAGAGAUCGUGGCGUCAACGAUCGCCAGCAUCGCGAGGACCGUCGGAAGCCUCUGGAUGCUACUCCGAAAAAAGCCUCCGACUCCGACAUCCAGCAGAACGAUGGCGAAGCGUGCCACGAGCGGCGGAAAUCAUUGGAUUCGUGUAAGCCGAUCAAAGAUAGAACGAAAUCCAAGGACGGCGAAAGCAAGAUACGCCCGAAAGAGAGCUCAACGUUGACGUCGGGUAUUCCGUCGUCGUCGGUAGCAGCGGCGGCGGCACCGUCCUCGGCGAAAAACACGAAACAGCCCCGACUUGAAACGAGCACCAAAACCGAAUCGUCUUCCCUCGUGGCGCCGUUGAUUCCGGGUCUCACGAUAACUCCGGUAGCGAAGACGCCAGCUGCUGCUCCAGCCGCGAAACAUUCGCCGGAUCUACAGAAGCUGCUCAGUAAUUUGGGGACAAACAUCAUUCCCAUUUCCGAAGAGUCGAAACCCAAUGCGGCGGGUCUUGUCAUUCAACCGGUGGCAUCGAAUCCACCUGUGGCUCCUCUGGCUCCUACCACCGCUCUGUCGAAUGUCAAGUCCUCGCCGAGAGCAGCCGCCACAGCUCCAACGAGUCCGGCAUCGGCUGCCUUCGAUAGCUCUCUGUUCUUCAAGCUCCCGGCUCCCGUGGAGAUCAAUAACGCGCAGUUGAAGCAACCGAAUGGCGCUGGGUUCUUCAAACUUCCACCGGGAACGACGAAGUACAUCGAGGAGAACAAACAGAGAAAAAUGCAGCCCGCGGCCGCACCUGCCCCGCAACCGCUCAAACCACCCGCCACCGUCGACGCAGCAGCUCUCGUGAUGGCGACCGCCCUGCAAAACGCUGUCCUGCAAAAAAUGAAAGAGCCCCUGAACGGACUCACGCUAAAUGAUCUCAUCAAAAGUGGACUCGUGUCACAAACGACAGCCGGCGAGAAGCAGGCUGAGGCUCUGAAAAAAACCGAAGACGCGAAGCAGCGUGAAAAACUCAAACGAAAAAUCGAAGCCGCGUCCGCCGUGCAAACCCUCCCGGUGGAACAAGCGAAACGGAAGUGCCCGCAGCCGGUGUCCAAUCCAACACCUGAUUGGACUCCGCUUGAUUUGAUGGUUCUGACCGAACGUAUGAAAAGAUCCAUCCCCACGCAGGAUAACGUCCAGUUCGCCGUGACGGAAUCUCGCAUGGAUUGGUCCCAAGUGGCUUUCAGCAAAUACUCAUCGUCUGAGUGCAGAUCCAAAUGGACCGAGCUGAGCCAAAAAGUCCGACAGUUCCGUACACUGAGCGAGCUUCUAUCCGACACUCAGGACCUGAUUAAAACGUCGACGCCGGGCACGAUAUCGGCGUCGGCGACGAUCCUUUCUCAAGCGACGGCGCCGAAUGUUAGGGAGCCUAAGAAACUGAAACAUCCGGAUCUCCCGAAGAAACCAUUGACGCCAUACAUGAGGUACCUCGUGGACAAGUUGAAAAUCGUCAAGGAACGCUAUCCGGAACUCAGUCAUGGAGAAGCUUCGAAACAAAUCACCGAGAAAUGGCAUAGCCUCAGCGAAGAGAAACGACAGAAGUUGAAAGAUGUCUUCGACUCUGAGAUGGUAGAGUAUCAGAGAAAACUGGAACAAUUCCACAGGGACCAUCCGGAAGCGAAGUCCCAUAAAGCGCCGGCUAUCGUUCCGAUAGCUGUGCCGAAAGAGCCGGAAAACCUGAAAAGCUCAGAAAGCUCGAAAAACCUCCCUCCGAUGGACCUCUCGGCCCUCCCGAGUCGGAUAAAAGAGUACGUCGAGUUGUCUCAGGACAAAAUGGCUCAGACUGUGAACCCACCUUCGGAGAAGCCACCAAACAACGGAUACGCCCUUUUCGCGAAGAUUUGCCAGAUCGAUCUCGAGCCGGCUGCUCUAAGCUUCAAGGAGAGCAUGUCCGAAAUGGUGAAGCGAUGGCAAGUCCUCACCGAAGAUCACAGGAAACUUCUGAACGAGUCGGCGAAAACCAUCAAGAAUACCUACGACAAUAAAUUCGGUCGAUUGAACCUGAGCAAAGUCAACGUGGACAAGAACGGCAACGUCGUUGUCAGUGCAAUGCCUGUGGAAAACAAAAAACCCAAGAAAAGUCUGCAGACGAUACCGAUACCCAUGGAAAAGUUGAACUCUCCGGAGAGCAGAGACAGCGCUUCGAAUGAAAUCACACCUAUCGAGCUGUAUAAAAAGGAGAAGUUCGCCCGUCUCAAAGAAGACUACCCGGACAAACCAGACCAUGAGAUUCUUCGAGUCCUGUCGAAAACCUACAUGGAGCUCCCUCAGGAAGAUCGUCUGGUUUGGAGGGAGAAAGCAAAGAUGCUGAACGAGGAGCAACGCCAGAAAGAGAACCCGAAACCGAAGGACAAAGAUCGGAUCAAGAGGGUCCCGCGAUUGCCAAAGAGGAAACCUCUACCCGGAGAACCGAAACGUCCAUUGAUGAGCGGAUACUCGGUGUUCACGAACGAGGUGAUGUCGAAACUCCGAGAGAACAAUCAACCGAAAGUUCUCAUCAGUGUUGUUGCCAAACAGUGGACAGCCCUGCCGUCCGAGAAGAAGUCCGAGUACAAGGCCAAAGCUGCGGAACUGGAUCGAAAAUACAAGGAAGAGGUUAACAACUUCCUAAAAACCCUGAAUCCAGAGCAGAUAGCUGAGUACAAAGCUCAUCUGGAAGCGACGAGCAAACGACGCGGUCGUCGCGAGGAGCGGCCCGAGAAACGAGGUCUGUCCGAGGAUAGCGAGGACAUCGAGGACGAGGUGGUGCUGAACAAAGACGCGGACGAGGAGUCGCUUUCAGAAUCCGAUAUGGAGUUGCGGCAUUCGAGCGCGGCCGAUUGCACGUCCUCUGAGGACGAAGCCCCACCCCCGCUGAACGAUCAAUCGUACGACUCGACGAAAAAACCGGCAACGGAUGAAUCCUCGGACGAGGAGGAACCCGCUCCGGUUCAGGUUUCUUCGAAAGCGGCGCUCCCCUCGAUGCCUUGUCUGACGGAUGCCUCAUUCGCUGAGACCAGCGCCGGGGAUCAGGACCCUCCCGAAUCGGCGAACGUCGUGGAACCCAGCGUUGCCGGCGGCCAAACUAAUCAAGAGAGUUCCUCUGAAAAUAGCAGCAGCGACAGUAGCGACUCAGAUGACUCCGACGAUUCUAGCGAUGACAGUUCGGAUGAGUCCGAUUCGGACUGA